CACCGGGAGCCCCGCUGCCCAUUCCUGGACCUUGGAGGGGGGUCGUGAGCUGCCGGGGCGGAGAAGGGGGUGUCCGGAGGGGGAGGGGGCGGGGCCGGGCGGGGUUAUGUAAGGCGGCGAUCACCGGGCCCGGGGCGCGGCGCGAUGGGAGCAGCCAGCAGCGGCCCGGGCCCGGCCCCGGUGCGACCCCCCCAGGUGCGUGCGGUGGCCCCGGGGGUUCCCCUAAUUUCCCCUUCCCCAUCCCCGGGGUGUUCUUCCUCCCCCCCCACGUUGACGGCCACCCCCGGGUCCGUAGGGCCGCGCUGUGGGGCCGUGGGUCCGGGCGCUGCUGCGCCGAGCCGGGACGGGACCGGCACCGGCACCGGGACGGGGACCGGGUCCGGUACCGGGGCUCGCCCUGGCCACCGAGGAGCCGCCGCUGCCCGCUUGGCCGCUGCCGCAGCUCGUCUCGCUCUUCCUGCCGGAGUUCCCCGUUCGCCCCUCCGGCCGCCAGCAGCAGCUCAAGAUCCUGGGCUUGGUGGCCAAAGGCUCCUUCGGGACCAUCCUGAAAGUGCUGGACUGCGGGCGGGAGAAGGUCUGCGCCGUCAAGGUGAUGCCCAAAGUGGAGGUGCUGCGCCGCGACACCCUGAAGCAGUGCAAGGAAGAAGUCAGCAUCCAGAGACAGGUCAGGCACCCGUUUGUCCACGGCCUGGGGGACAGCUGGCAGGGCCAGCGCCACCUCUUCAUCAUGUGCACCUACUGCAGCACCGGGGACCUGCACGCGCUGUGGCGCGCCGCCGGGCGCUUCGCCGAGGCCACCGUCCGCCUGUUUGCUGCCGAGCUGGUGCUGGUGCUGGUGUAUCUCCACGACCUGGGCAUCGUGCACAGAGAUGUGAAGCGCUUGGUUUGUUUCAGAUGGAGAACAUCCUCCUGGAUGAGAGAGGGCACCUCAAACUCGCCGACUUCGGCCUCUCCCGGCACCUGCGGUGGGGCGAGCGGGCCCACACCAUCUGCGGCACCCUGCAGUACAUGGCCCCAGAGGUGCUGAGCGGGGGUCCCUACAGCCACGCGGCCGACUGGUGGUCCCUGGGAGUCCUGCUCUUCGCCCUGGCCAGCGGGGAGUUCCCAGUGGCACCGGCGGGGGACCACGUGGCCAUGCUGGAGCGCGUCAAGCAGAGCAGCUACAGCAGCCCCCCUGCGCUCAGCCCCGCGCUGGCCCGGCUGCUGGCCGAGCUGCUGUGCCACAACCCCCUGCGCCGCCUGCGCUACCUCCACCACUUCCAGGACCACCCUUUCUUCCGGGGGGUGACCUUCGACGCCGACCUCCUGCAGAAGGACCCAGUGGCGGUGGCUGUGGCCCCGCGCCCCCCCGCGCCCCCUCCUCCCUCCCCCGACCCCUCCACCUUUGAUGAUUUUGACUGCGACCUCACCGCCACGGCCCCCCCAGACCGCCCCUGGCCCGGCUGAGCCGCUGCCACCACCGGACCCCUCGCAUCGCUCAGGGACCCCCCCCCAAAAUCCCCCCCCCAGGCAGCGGCUGGGCCCCCAGCGCUGUGCGUCUCCCCACGGGACUGUUAUAAAUGAAGUCUCAACUCAACCUGAAUUUAGGAAUAUUUAUAAAGGGAAUAUUUAUAAAAGGUAUAAAAGGCAAGGAACCAGCGCUGGGCGUGCGGGGAGUCUGCGCUCCACCAACAGGCACACACAAACAUCAAACAUUCAUUCCUUCUUUCUGCUCCUUUAUUGAUGACAUACCUUCAUCAUGUUGACUUUUUUUUCUUUCUCUCUCUUUUUUUAUUUUAUUUUAUUUUAUUUUAUUUUAUUUUAUUUUAUUUUAUCCUGAGGGCAGCCUCCCCUCUUACACCCUUCACCCCACAGCAGUCCUUUUCAAACCAACUUUUCAUUGGUCAAACUUCAAAAAUAACAACAGCAAACACCCAGCAACAUCCAUGCCUUAAAGGCUGGAGCACAAGCAACCCGAGCCUGUAGGGAGCCUCCUGAACCACCCUUCUGGGUUCCCUCUAAGCUCUUUCACAUUCCUGAUGGCCUCAUUGUUAAGAGUCUCAUGCUACCAUCAACCAUGGCCACACUCCCACCUCUUUAUUAAUAUAUUUUUAUCAAUAAAUUAUUUAUUAAUAAAUU
Molecule: messenger RNA, 2118 nt
Organism: Anas platyrhynchos (mallard)
Lineage: Eukaryota; Metazoa; Chordata; Aves; Anseriformes; Anatidae
Source: RefSeq, a predicted model, not a curated record